CUUUUUUAUAGGUUACUUUCAUUUCUUUCUAUAUCAUAUCUUCAUUUGGUUAUGUGCUAUUUGUCCUGUGUAUUUUUUCAGAUUUUCAAAUAUCGGCCUUAUUAUUUAUUAGCUAAAUUUUAGCGAUGAAAUUUAAAUUUGCUUUCAUAACAUUUUGUAAAGUUAAAUAUAUCCAAAUAUUGUCAAGGAAUAUUGGAGGGAAAGUACCCACUACGCCUGUAAAUACAUUGGAAAAGUACCAAAACAAAAAAGUUGUAGUGGACAAAAACACACUUAACCUCUUGGAAAGGCUUUCCUUGGUAAAAUGCGACACUACAAAAGGAACUAAAGUAUUAGAAGAUUCUAUUGCUUUCGCCGAUAAAAUUCUUCACAUAAACACCGAUAAUGUGGAGCCUUUGUAUUCUGUUCUAGAGGAAGAAAAUCUUCAUCUACGAACUGAUAAAGUUACACAAGGAAAUUGCCAAAAAGACAUUUUAAAAAAUGCUUCUAUAACAGAGGAUGAUUAUUUUGUUGCCCCACCAGGGAAUAUACCAUUACAAGAUAUCAAAGCUGAAGAAAUAUGUGAAUUGACAAAAUAA
Galleria mellonella (greater wax moth) is the source of this 578-nucleotide messenger RNA. RefSeq names its product glutamyl-tRNA(Gln) amidotransferase subunit C, mitochondrial (gene GatC). Gene Ontology annotation, cellular component: glutamyl-tRNA(Gln) amidotransferase complex; mitochondrion. The transcript is spliced from 2 exons. Gene Ontology annotation, molecular function: glutaminyl-tRNA synthase (glutamine-hydrolyzing) activity. The record is from RefSeq and is a predicted model, not a curated record. The coding region runs from base 126 to 578 and encodes 150 amino acids. NCBI's taxonomy places the organism in Eukaryota, Metazoa, Arthropoda, Insecta, Lepidoptera, Pyralidae. Gene Ontology annotation, biological process: regulation of translational fidelity; mitochondrial translation; glutaminyl-tRNAGln biosynthesis via transamidation.